GUCCCUCCAGCAGGCAUGGGUUCCUUGUGGAGCUGGUGGUCACUGUGGGCCGGAACAAUCCUCCUGUGGGGGCUGACCCGGGAGGCCCAAGUGGACGCCAGGAACUCUGGGGGGGAGGAAUUCCUCUCGGCUUUCCUGCAGAAUUACCAGCCUGGGUACAGCAUUCCCCGCCUCUACCUCCUCAUCUCCAGCCUGUCAGAGAGCCCUGCUUUGGUCUCCAUCCUCAGCCAGGCAGAUGACACUUCGAAGACAGUGACAGUGAGGCCCGGGGAGACGGUCAUGGUCAAGAUCAGUGCCAAGGCUGAGAUGAUGGGCAGCAGAACCUUCAGGAGUGCGGUGGUGGUCCACUCCAACCGCACCAUUGCUGUGCAGGCACUAAAUGCUAAGCCCAACACAGCGGAACUGACAGUGCUCUGGCCCGUCCAUUCUCUGGGCACUGAGUAUUUUGUGCUCACGCCUCCUGGCACCUCAGUGGGAAACGUCAAGGAGUUUGCUGUGGUGGCUGGUGCAGCAGGGGCUUCAGUCAGUGUCAACCUGAAGGGGUCAGUGAUAUUCAAGGGCAAAUUGUACCCCGCUGGCAAGGUCCUAACUGUGACUCUGCAGCCCUAUGAAGUGGCCCAACUACAGAGCACAGCCGAUCUCUCAGGGUCAAAGGUCACAUCCAGUCACCCUGUGGCUGUCUUCUCUGGCCACAGCUGUGCCCAGAAGCACACAACUUGCGACCACGUGUUCGAGCAGCUGCUACCCACGUCUGCCUGGGGAACCCAAUACGUGGUCCCCCCACUGGCCUCCCAGUCCCGCUUUGACCUGGCCUAUGUGGUAGCCAGCCAGACCACGAAGCUGACCUACAGUCAUGGGGGUAUCACCAGCUCCCGUGGGCUUCAGAUGGGUGACGUGGUUGAGUUUGAGGUUCGGCCAACCCGGCCACUCUACCUACGAGCAGAUGUGGGGAUCCAGGUGCUGCUGUUUGGCACAGGUUCCAUAAAGAAUAAUGUGAUCUAUGACCCUUACCUGGCCCUGAUCCCAGACGUGACAGCCUAUUGCUCUGCCUAUGUGCUCAAGACUGUGCCAGGCUUUGUGGGGGUGGCCGUGAUGGUAGCCCAGACAAAGGCUGUCGAUGGCCUGACUAUGGAUGGGCGCACACUGGGGGCCAAACUUGCCUGGGCGCCUGUGCCGGGCAGUGAGUUCUCAUAUGCUGAAGUGGACCUCGUCACUGGUGACACUACCCACAUGGCUGAGGCUGCUACCAACUUCGGGUUGCUCAUCUUCGGGCUGGCCCAGGCUGUGGGCUACGGGACAGCACCUGCCUGCAGCCGGACCACACUGCCCACUGUGAAGCCCUCCUGCCAAGGUGUGCAGUGUGCAGCCGGGCAGCACUGCCAGGUGGUGGGCAGCCAGGCCAGAUGCGUGGCACAGUCCACCGCCGUCUGCCGCGCCCAAGGCGACCCCCAUUACACCACCUUCGACGGCCGUCGCUAUGACAUGAUGGGCACCUGCACCUACACGUUAGCCGAGCUGUGUGGGGAGGAUGAGACCCUGCCGGCCUUCAGCGUGGAGGCCAAGAACGAGCACCGGGGCAGCCGCCUCGUCUCCUACGUGGGCCUGGUGACCGUGCACGCCUACAGCCACUCAGUGACGCUGGCCCGUGGGGAGGUUGGCUUCGUACGGAUCGACAGCCAGCGCUCCCGCCUGCCGACCUCCCUGAGCAACAACCGCCUGCGCGUGUACCAGAGCGGGACACGGGCCGUGGUGGAGCUGGACUUCGGGCUGGUGGUCACCUACGACUGGGACUGCCAGCUGACACUCAGCCUGCCUGAGCGCUUCCAGAACCAGGUGUGUGGGCUGUGUGGCAACUAUAACGGCAACCCCGCUGACGACUUCUUCACCCCGGAUUUGGAGCAAGUUGAGGACCCUGAUGAGUUUGCCAGUCACUGGAAGCUGGAUGACGGGGACUACCUGUGUGAUGAUGGCUGCCAGAACAAGUGUCCUGCCUGCACCCCAGGCCAGGCCCAGCACUAUGAAGGCAGCCCUCUCUGCGGCAUGUUGACCCUGCCUAAUGGCCCCUUCGCUGCCUGCCACGAAUCCCUGGACCCCCAGCCCUUCCUGAAAGAUUGUGUAUAUGACCUGUGUGUGACAGGAGGGGAGCGGCUCAGCCUGUGUCGUGGCCUCAGCGCCUAUGUCCAGGCCUGCAUGGAGCUGGGCAUCUCCAUUGGGGACUGGAGGUCACUAGCCAACUGCCCCAUGACCUGCCCGGCCAACAGCCGCUACGAGCGCUGCGCCCCCGCCUGCCCGGCCACCUGCAACUCCGAGGCGGCGCCCUCCAACUGCUCGGCGCGCCUGUGCGUCGAGGGCUGCGUGUGCCUGUCCGGCUUCGUGGCCAGCGGCGGCGCCUGCGUGCCGGCCUCGUCCUGCGGCUGCGUCCACGAGGGCCUCACGCUGGCGCCCGGCCAGCAGCUGUGGGGCGACGACCUGUGCCGCUCGCGCUGCACCUGCGACGGCGCCACCCAGAAGGUGACCUGUCGCGACACGCAGGGCUGUCCCCAGGGCGAGCGCUGCCGCGUGGAGAACGGCCUCCUGGGCUGCUACCCCGACAACUUCGGGACCUGCCAGGCGUCUGGGGACCCGCACUACGUCAGCUUCGACGGCCGGCGCUUCGACUUCAUGGGCACCUGCACCUACCUGCUGGUGGGCACCUGCGGCCAGGACCGGCACGAGGCGCUGUCCACCUUCCGCGUGCUGGUGGAGAACGAGCAUCGCGGCAGCCAGACCGUGAGCUACACGCGGGCCGUGCGGGUGGAGGUCCACGGAGUGCAGCUGGCCCUGCGCCGGGAGUACCCGGGCCAAGUGCUGGUGGACGGCAUCCUCCAUUACCUGCCCGUGCAAGCCGCAGAUGGGCAGGUGCAGGUGUUCCGCCAGGGCAACGAGGGUGUCAUACGCACAAACUUUGGCCUGACCGUCACCUACAACUGGGACGCCCUGGUGACUGCCAAGGUGCCCAGCAGCUACGCCGAAGCCCUGUGUGGGCUGUGCGGGAACUUCAACGGGAACGCGGCCGACGACCUGGCCCUGCGGGGCGGAGGCCAAGCUGCCAACGCCCUGGACUUCGGGAACAGCUGGCAGGAGGAGGCCACGCUGGGCUGCGGGGCCACUCCGCCAGGUGACUGUCCCGCGCUGGACUCCAUGGUGGCAGAGGAGCUGAAGAACAAGAGCGGGUGCGGGAUCAUUGCUGACCCCGAGGGGCCCUUCCGGGAGUGUCACAACACGCUGGACCCGCAGGGUGCAGUUCGCGACUGUGUCUACGACCUCUGCCUGCUGCCAGGCCAGUCCCGGCCGCUGUGCGACGCGCUGACCUCCUACGCCGCCGCUUGCCAGGCUGCGGGUGCCACGGUGCAUCCCUGGAGAGACCAGCUUUGCCCACCGAGCUGUCCUCCUCACAGCCACUACGAGCUGUGUUCCCAUGGCUGCCCACUGUCCUGCGGGGACCUCCCGAUGUCCGGGGGCUGUGGCUCAGAAUGCCAUGAAGGCUGCGUGUGUGACGACGGCUUUGUCCUCAGUGGUGAGUCCUGCGUGCCACUGGCCUCCUGCGGCUGCCUGUACCAAGGCGCCUACCACCCUCCAGGUCAGACCUUCCACCCCGGGCCUGGCUGUGACUCCCUCUGCCACUGCGAGGAGGGCGGCCUGGUGUCCUGUGAGCCUUCCAGCUGCGGCCCGCACGAGGAGUGCCAGCCGUCCAAUGGUGUCCUGGGCUGCGUGGCCGUGGGCUCUGCCACUUGCCAAGCGUCGGGAGACCCCCACUACACCACCUUUGAUGGCCGCCGCUACGACUUCAUGGGCACCUGUGUGUACGUGCUGGCUCAGACCUGUGGGACUCGGCCGGGCCUGCACAACUUCACUGUCCUGCAGGAGAACGCGCCCUGGGGCAACGGGCACGUCAGCGCCACCAGGGUGGUCACAGUCAUCGUGGGUAACUACACCCUUCGGCUGGAGCAGAGCCAGUGGAAAGUCAGGGUGAACGGUGUGGACAUGAAAAUGCCCGUGGAACUGGCUGGGGGUCAGAUCCGUGUUUUCCAGCAUGGCUCAGAUGCUGUGAUCGAGACUGACUUCGGCCUGCGUGUGGCCUAUGACCUCACCUACUAUGUGCGAGUCACUGUCCCAGGCAACUACUACCAGCAGAUGUGUGGCCUGUGUGGAGACUACAACGGUGACCCCAAGGACGACUUCCAGAAGCCUAAUGGCUCACAGGCAGCCAACCCCAAUGAGUUCGGCAACUCCUGGGAGGAGCAGGUGCCCGACUCCCCCUGUGUGCACCAGCCAGGCUGUGAGCCUGGUGAGGGGGACUGUGGAAAGUGCAGCUCAGAGCUGGAGGAGAAGUACAAGAAGAAUGAGUUCUGCGGCAUCCUCACCAACCUCGAGGGCCCGCUGGCUGCCUGCCACAAGCUGCUCGAUCCCCAGGCCCCGCUGCAAGACUGUAUCUUCGAUCUCUGCCUGGGUGGUGGGAACCUGAGCAUCCUCUGUGACAACAUCCACGCCUAUGUGAGCAACUGCCAGGCGGCUGGAGGCCACGUGGAUCCCUGGAGGACCGACUCUUUCUGCCCGAUCACGUGCCCCAACAACAGCCACUAUGAGGUCUGCGCCGACGUCUGCUCCCUGAGCUGCGCUGCUCUCCGGGUCCCACUGCAGUGUCCGGAUAAGUGUGCUGAGGGCUGUCAGUGUGACUCCGGCUUCCUCUACAAUGGCCAUGCCUGUGUGCCCAUCCAGGAAUGCGGCUGCUACCACGAUGGCACUUAUUAUGAGCCACAGGAGACGGUACUCAUUGACAGCUGCCAGCAGCAGUGUGUGUGUCAUGCGAACGGAAGCAUGGACUGCCAGAACCACAGCUGCAAGCCAGGGGAGGUGUGCAAGCCCUUGGACGGUGUCCUGAGCUGCGUCAAGAUAGACCCAUGCGAUGGUGUGAAGUGCCGGCCACAGGAGACAUGCAAAGAUCAGGGUGGCCAGGGCGUGUGUGUGCCCAACUACCACGUCACGUGCUGGCUGUGGGGCGACCCGCACUACCACUCCUUCGAUGGCUGGGCGUUUGACUUCCAGGGCACCUGCGACUAUGUGUUGGCAGCAGUGGGCUGCCCGGGGGUCAGUGCUGAGGGCCUGACACCCUUCACUGUCACCACCAAAAACGAGAACCGAGGCAGCCCUGCCGUGUCCUACGUGAAGCGUGUCACCGUGUCUGCCCUUGGCACCAACAUUUCCAUCCACAAGAACGAGUUUGGCAGAGUCCGGGUGAACGAUGUGUUGACAGCCUUGCCUGUUUCUGCUGCCGGUGGGCGGAUUUUAGUGACUCAAGGCCCAGGAAAGGCCAUAUUGGUGGCUGCCUUUGGGCUUCAAGUCACCUACAACUGGGAUUGGCAGGUAGAGGUGACACUGCCCAGCAGCUACCAUAGUGCAGUGUGUGGGCUCUGCGGGAACAUGGACCAGGACCCCAGCAACGACCGAGUCUUCCCUAACGGCACCCUGGCUCCCUCCAUACCCACCUGGGGUGGCAGCUGGCGAGUUCCAGGCUUGGACCCAUUUUGCUGGGACGAAUGUCAGGGGUCCUGCCCAACAUGCUCUGAGGAUCAACAGGAAAAGUACAAGGGCCCCAGCUUCUGCGGACCUCUGGCGCCCGGCUCUUCGGGCCCCUUUGCUGCCUGCCAUGCUAAGGUGCCCCCCGAGAGCUUCUUCACGGGCUGCCUCCUGGAUGUGUGCCUGGGUGGUGGGGCCCAGGACAUCCUUUGCCAGGCGCUGGCUGCCUACGCUGCUGCCUGCCAGGCCGCUGAGGUCGUCAUCGGGGAGUGGAGAACACAGGCAGGCUGUGAGAUCCCCUGCCUUGCCAACAGCCACUAUGAGCUCUGCGGCCCACCCUGCCCGGCCAGCUGCCCGUCCCCCUCCUCUUCCUCCACCCCAGCUGUAUGUGAGGGUCCCUGCACCGAGGGCUGCCAGUGUGACGAUGGCUUCGUGUUGAGCGCUGGGCGCUGUGUCUCCCUGAAUGGAGGCUGUGGCUGCUGGGCCAAUGACAUCUAUUAUGAGGCUGGCAGCGAGUUUUGGGCUGAUGGUACCUGCUCUCAGCUGUGCCGCUGUGAGUCUGGGAAUGGCUCACUGGUCUGCACGCCUGCCAGCUGUGGGUCGGGCCAAGAGUGCGCUUUGCUGUCUUCCGGCCAGUAUGGCUGCCAGCCAGUCAGCACAGCUGAGUGCCAAGCCUGGGGUGACCCCCAUUAUACCACCCUGGAUGGGCACCACUUUGACUUCCAAGGUACCUGUGAGUACCUGCUGAGCGCACCCUGUGACACGCCGCCCAAGGGCACCGAGAACUUCACCGUCACCGUUGCCAACGAACACCGGGGCAGCCAGGCAGUCAGCUACACUCGCAGCGUCACGCUGUAUGUGUACGGUCAUGCCCUGACCCUCAGUGCCAGCCAGCCACGGCAGAUACAGGUGGACGGCAAGAUCGUGAAUCUGCCAUUCCAGCUCGACUCGAGCCUGCAUGCAUACCUGAGCGGCAAUGACGUGGUGGUGACCACGGACUUUGGCCUCUCCCUGUCUUUUGAUGGGGACAGCUUCGUGCGGCUGCGCGUGCCAGCGGCUUACGCGGGCGCCCUCUGUGGCCUGUGCGGGAACUACAACAAGGAUCCCUCGGACGACCUGGCUGCGGUGGACGGGAAGCCCAGCGGCUGGCAGGUGGGCGGCGCCCCAGACUGCGAGAAGUGUGUGCCGGAACCUUGUCCGGAGCCCUGCACUGAGGAGGAGAAGAAGGCCUUCGCCGGGACUGACGCCUGUGGAGUGAUUUCGGCCCCCGAUGGCGCGCUGGCACCCUGCCACACUCUGGUGCCGCCUGAAAAGUACUUCCAGGCUUGUUUGCUCGACGCCUGCCAGGCUCAAGGCCAUCCGUCAGGCCUCUGUCCAGCAAUCGCCACCUACGUGGCAGCCUGCCAGGCGGCUGGGGCCCAACUCGGCGAGUGGAGGCGGCCAGACUUCUGUCCCUAUGAAUGCUCUGACAACAGCCACUACGAGCUCUGCAGUGACUCCUGCCCUAUCAGCUGCCCAAGCCUCUCGGCGCCCGAGGGCUGUGAAUCCACCUGCCGGGAAGGCUGUGUCUGCAACUCUGGCUUUGUGCUUAGUGGUGGCACCUGUGUGCCUGUGGGCCAGUGCGGCUGCCUCUAUAAUGACCACUACUACCUUGUGAAUGAAACCUUCUACCCGGGGCCUGAGUGUGAGCGGUACUGUAAGUGCGGGCCGGGUGGCCAGGUCAGCUGCCAGGAGGGCAAGGCCUGUAGGCCCUAUGAGGAGUGCCGGGUAGAGGAUGGCGUCCAGGCCUGCUACCCCACCGGCUGUGGCCGCUGCAUGGUCAGUGGGGGCAUCCACUAUAUCUCCCUUGAUGGACGCGUCUAUGACCUGCAUGGCUCCUGCUCCUAUGUGCUGGCCAAAGUCUGCCAGCCAGAUCCUGAGGACGAUGACUUUUCCAUUGUGCUUGAGAAGGAUGAGGCUGGAAGACCCCAUCGGGUGCUGGUUACUGUGGCUGACAAGGUUGUGAGCCUGGCUGGAGGGCCAAAGGUCACUGUGAAUGGUGAGAAUGUCAACCUGCCUGUGGCCUUGGACCAUGUGCACGUGGCUGCUGAAGGCCGAAACAUGAUUCUGCAGACAACCGAGGGGCUGCGGGUUCUCUUUGAUGGCGAUGCCCAUAUCCUGAUGUCCAUCCCUAGCACCUUCCGUGGACGGACCUGUGGCCUGUGCGGGAACUUCAACGGCAAUUGGAGUGAUGACUUUGUCCUGCCCGAUAACAAGGUGGCCUCCAGUGUGGAGGCCUUUGGAACUGCAUGGCGGGCCCCCGAUUCCUACCCGGGCUGCAGCGAGGGCUGUGGGUCCCAGGGCUGCCCCGUGUGCUUGGCGCAGGAGACAGCUGUCUAUGAGAGCAAUGAGGUCUGCGGGAAGCUCCUGGACACAAACGGCCCCUUCUCGGCCUGCCACAGCGUGGUAAAUCCCUCUGAGUACUUCCGCCAAUGUGUGUACGACCAGUGUGCCCAAAAGGGUGACAAAGCCUUCCUCUGCCGAAGCCUGGCAGCCUACACAGCAGACUGUCAGGCAGCUGGUGCAACCGUGAAGCCCUGGAGGACAGACAGCUUCUGCCCGCUCCAGUGCCCGGCCAACAGCCACUAUUCCAUCUGCAUGCACUCCUGCCAGACUUCCUGUGCGGCUCUCUCUGGCCUCAAAGGCUGCACCGCCCGCUGCUUUGAGGGCUGUGAGUGUGAUGACCGCUUCCUGCUCUCCCACGGUGUUUGUGUCCCUAUCCAAGAGUGCGGCUGCACCCAUAAUGGCAGAUACUUGCCGGUGAACACCAGCCUGCUAAUGUCAGACUGCAGUGAGUGCUGCUCAUGCUCCUCAAGAACUGGCCUGACAUGCCAGGCCACCAGCUGCCCAGCAGACCAAGUCUGUGAUCUCCAGGAAGGAUCUUGGGUCUGCCAUGUGGCCCAUGGGCUCUGUUCCAUCUCUGUGGGUGCCAACCUCACCACCUUCGACGGUGUCCACAGCGCCAUUGGCUCCCCUGGCAUCUAUGAGCUCUCUUCCCAUUGUUCAGGACUAGAGGAGAGCAUCCCCUGGUACCGUGUGCUUGCUGACGUCCAGUCCUGCAAGAACAAUGCCAAGGCUGUGGACAAGGUCCACAUCUUCUUCAAGGACGGGAUAGUGACUGUGACCCGAAGCAAGGGCGUCUGGGUGAAUGGCCAGCAAGUGGAUCUCCCAGCUGAAGUGCUGACAUCUGUGUCAAUCAGCCGGGCUUCUGACGGUUCUGUGGUAGUCAGCCAGAAGGCAGGGGUCCGGGUGCGGCUGGGAAGCGACGGGCACCUGGAGGUGACGGUUGAUGAUGAGCUCGCUGGCAAGCUAUGUGGGGCCUGUGGAAACUUUGAUGGAAAACAGGACAAUGACUUGACUGGAGAAGAAGCGGUGGAGAAAUGGGAAGCACCAGACUUCUCCACAUGUGAUAACUGAUCAGUCAUCGACUAGGAAUGAAGACUUCGAGACCUGACACCUUAGAGAUUACAGUGUUUGAAGGAUGCACUGUGUACCCCUACCCUGCUCUAUUCCUUUGCUGAGCCACUGAGGCUGAAUGGGAGAGCAUUUAAUAAAUCUCUGAAGCCCAGCUGCA
Molecule: messenger RNA, 9169 nt
Organism: Cavia porcellus (domestic guinea pig)
Lineage: Eukaryota; Metazoa; Chordata; Mammalia; Rodentia; Caviidae
Gene: Fcgbp
Product: Fc gamma binding protein
Exons: 20
Coding region: 16-9012 (2998 amino acids)
Molecular function (GO): protein binding
Source: RefSeq, a predicted model, not a curated record